AUGUAUUCCUCACUGCGUCCUGUCGUCCUUGCCUUCAUCGCCUCGACGAGGCAGCUCAUCAACAACUCCUUCACCCAGUACGAGCCCAUCGGUGGGAAGAACGGAACGAUGAUGCGGCGUACGGCCAACAAGCGGGUCAUCACCAUCUCGGCCGUCGCUGCCGGCCUGCUCUGCUUCCUCAUCUUCCACAAGUUCUUCGGCGGCGGCGGCGGCCUCUUCACGAGCCUGCCCGGCGGCAUCUUCGGCGCCGCCAGCGCCGACCUCGCGGCGAGGAUAAGCCUCGCCGAGCGGCUCUGGUACCAGUCUCGGCAGGAUCGCCUCCACAUGGUCUCGGCCAUGGGCACCCGCAAGUUCCCCGACGCCUACAUCUACCCCUACCACGUCUGGGACUACGCCCGCCCGAGCUGGACCUGCCCCUGGGAGCUCGAGCGCGUCGGCUCCCUCGGCGACGGCGGCAAGGUCGUCUGCGGCAUGUCUCGCUACGAGAAGCGAAGCCCCGGCCCGUCGUCGAGCUCCAACCCGGCCAAGGAGCUCAUCGUCUACUCCUUCGGCGUCAGCACCGACUCCUCUUUCGAGGCGGCCCUCCUCGACCGCCUCAACGCCCGCAUCUGGGGCUACGACUUCAGCGUCAACGGCUGGGGCGCCCAGAUCCACGGCCCCCAGUACUCGCGCGCCAUCUUCCACAAGACGGGCAUCUCCAACGUCACCAACAAGGCUGGCGACCCGCCCAUGACCAAGAUCAGCGACCUCAUGAAGGAGAACGGGCACACGUACAUCGACAUCGUCAAGAUGGACAUUGAAGGCGCCGAGUUCGACUCGAUGACGGCCUGGAUCAACGACGUCAAGGCCGAGUUCGGCGAAGGCAACAACGCUACCCUCCCCUUCGGCCAGCUCCUCAUCGAGCUCCACUUCAUGCCGUCGCCUCCCAAGCUCCACAUCCCCGACAACAUGACCCAGUGGGUCAACUGGUGGCAGUCGCUCGAGGACAUGGGCCUGCGCCCCGCCAACAACGAGGCCAACUGGAUCGGCAACAACGUCUACGGCAAGCCGCGCUUCAUGGAGUACACGCUCAUCAACGGCCUCGACCACAAGAGGAAUCUGCUGCUGUGGGACUAA
Drechmeria coniospora is the source of this 1116-nucleotide messenger RNA. RefSeq lists its product as uncharacterized. The transcript has a single exon. Bases 1 to 1116 code for a protein of 371 amino acids. Lineage: Eukaryota; Fungi; Ascomycota; Sordariomycetes; Hypocreales; Ophiocordycipitaceae. The record is from RefSeq and is a predicted model, not a curated record.